Molecule: messenger RNA, 1009 nt
Organism: Rhipicephalus sanguineus (brown dog tick)
Lineage: Eukaryota; Metazoa; Arthropoda; Arachnida; Ixodida; Ixodidae
Exons: 2
Coding region: 6-410 (134 amino acids)
Source: RefSeq, a predicted model, not a curated record
CCCACAUGCUGCGCACCUGCGUAGGGUACGCAGCCGCCUGCAACGACCUCGGCAGCGUUGCGUGGUGGCUGCCGUUGGAGCGCCGCAGUGAGGGCCCGGACGAGGGCACCGAUGCCCUGCAGCUCGCCCGCGACGUCAUCAAGACUCCGAGCCUGACGUUCAGCGGCUGCUCGAUGACGCCUGGCCUCGUCAGCGAGCUGCUGCAGUGCCUCGCCCUGCCGCCUGGUGUUCUCAGCGAGCAGCUCCAGCGCCGCGGCCUGCCGAUCGCCAACAUCGCGCAGCUGUGCCAGGAGCUGGAAACCAAGAAAUGUGUUGCCAUUAUCAUCCAUGCAUUUCUCACUAUGGACUCUUCGCUGGAAGCUUCUGUUCGUGAAGAGUCUCAGUGUGCACAACAAUUUCCUCUUUGUUGAAAAUCCACUGGCCCAACGGCAUCCAUGAAUGGUGCCGGUUCACCGCACAACCAAUGCACUCCGUUUGGACAGACCGAAACGGUGCCGGAAUUCAUUUUUGCUCAACUCAUCAAACGCAUCUCGCACCUCCAACCACCUCUGCACGAGAAGAAACCAAACAGCCCUUUUCAGGGCUACACAACCCUUGCUCGGCCUUACGAGAUGACCGACAUAAUCACAACCUCCUUCCGAACCCUCACUUGCUGCAGUAUGCAAAACAUGCAGCAAGCAGAUGCGACACAGGUGCAAAAUGUGCAUUAGUGUAUGAUAAGUUACAUAAGUUCGUUUUUUGUACAGAACCUUAGGCAAUAGCACAUUUUCAUAUAUAAUGCUUUAGAAGCAUAUGACACUACAGGGAACCAUCUCGAGACGUUACACAUUCUUCAUGUAAAUUUACUGUUUCACCUUAACUACAAAGCAGGAUACCUGCUUGUUCAGUCUGACAGUAAACAAUUAGCUCACCUUCAACCCUUCUUUAGUACUAACAUACACCUGCACGCAUGAGCAUCACCUAUGAGCCUGUAAUAUCAUCUGCAGUUAAUGAAGUUGGUAUUCACGAA